GAAGAGCCAGGCGUGGUACCUUUUAAACUGCUGUCUAAUGCAUGUCCUUUGGAAAAAGGCUCUGAAGAACUGCAGGGAAACUAAGAGAGCUUGAUCAAAUCAGCCAUACAAUUUGUACUAAAGGCUAUGGUGUUCACUAAGAUGAUUGCGAAAUCUCUCCUCGUCCUUUAUUUUGUGAUUGCAUCAGCGGUAUCUGCAACGCAAUGUUUGUCACGUCGAUGCCUGGCUGAUAAUUUAAUUGAUAAGCAACUCUAUAGUGCUCCACAGCCUCCAGAUUGUUUUAUAAAUGUGAACCUCACAGCCAUCCAAUAUGAGACUCUCUCUUUCAAUUUACAAACUUUGCAAUUCUCUAGUCAUAUAAAAGUCUACAUGGAAUGGACAGACCCAGACCUUGCAUGGACAGAUUCACAAUACAAUUUUACCGAAGUCUUACUUCCAUUUACUUAUAUCUGGCUCCCUAAUCUGACUGUGAACAAUGCCAUUUACACGGCGGUGCAUCCUCUUUCUAAAGAUAUAUUAGUGACACGUGAUGGCACUGUGAACUACGCCAUACAGAUGUACAUCACCGUGGUGUGCGAUAUGAACCUCUUCUCCUAUCCCUUUGUUGAGGAUACGUGCAUAGUGGCCAUCAAUGGAUGGAAUCGAAGCUCAUGUGGAGUGAAGCUCCAGUAUGGGAAGAUAACUACAGUGGGAGGUCAACGAGGGGAAUGGCAAACUUUGGAUGUGAACUUCUGUGGGGGAGCCCAAAACUACCUUCAAGUCACUCUGUACCUCAACCCCUUUAAUGCUUUGGUGUCGUUGGUACUGCCCACUGCACUCAUCAUGGUGGUCGAUCUGGUGAGCUUUGCUCUACCGCUGAAUGGUGAACGUAAUGCUUUCAAGAUCAAGUUGGUGUUCAGCUUCACCAUGUUCCUCCUUAUACUUUCCAAACAAGUACCUCAGGGUGGUCCCUGCAGCCCUCUGAUCUAUUAUCACUUUUGCUUCUGCUUGAUUGUGCUGGUUGUGAGUCUGCUGGUGUCCAUGAUGUUGUCUCAACUGGCUAGAACUGGUAGCAUAUGGCCUGGCAGGCCACGAAAGCAGAGUGGAUCAGGCAGCUCCAUGGCUCAACAAGACAAUGCGCUUCAUCAAAAUGACACUGAAAUCAACUGCAGCAAAGUAAACUCUGUGAAUCUUAUGACGGAAGUUACAUCCAUCCAGAAGAUUUCAAGCUUUGUGAAUAAUAUGGACAAGGAGAUAAUGGAGAAAAAGAGGAAACAGGACUACGCAAAAUCUUGGGACAAUUUCUGUUUUAUUACGUACUUGUUCUUGGACAUCAUUUACAUGUUAUGUGUAUUUGCUAUCUUCAAAACACAGCAGUGUAGCAGUAAUAAACUGAGCUUUUAAAUUGACAGUCAAGAGCUUGUAGUUCUCUGUUAUACUCUAACCAGUGCAAAUAUAAAAUUAUAAGUUUGUGAGAUAAGAAACUCAUAAAUGUAGUAUGUUUCA
Pangasianodon hypophthalmus (striped catfish) is the source of this 1485-nucleotide messenger RNA. Its product is annotated as 5-hydroxytryptamine receptor 3A-like. Gene Ontology annotation, molecular function: neurotransmitter receptor activity; transmembrane signaling receptor activity; extracellular ligand-gated monoatomic ion channel activity. The transcript has 10 exons. Gene Ontology annotation, biological process: signal transduction; monoatomic ion transmembrane transport; regulation of membrane potential. NCBI's taxonomy places the organism in Eukaryota, Metazoa, Chordata, Actinopteri, Siluriformes, Pangasiidae. Gene Ontology annotation, cellular component: neuron projection; synapse; membrane. The coding region runs from base 127 to 1383 and encodes 418 amino acids. The record is from RefSeq and is a predicted model, not a curated record.